Messenger RNA from Equus quagga, 2519 nucleotides. RefSeq names its product RAD50 interactor 1 (gene RINT1). The transcript is spliced from 15 exons. The record is from RefSeq and is a predicted model, not a curated record. Bases 122 to 2500 code for a protein of 792 amino acids. Gene Ontology annotation, cellular component: Dsl1/NZR complex. NCBI's taxonomy places the organism in Eukaryota, Metazoa, Chordata, Mammalia, Perissodactyla, Equidae. Gene Ontology annotation, biological process: regulation of ER to Golgi vesicle-mediated transport; retrograde vesicle-mediated transport, Golgi to endoplasmic reticulum; endoplasmic reticulum to Golgi vesicle-mediated transport.
AAGUGGCGGGGGCGCUCAGUCCUGCAGGCUCCGAGGCGGGGCUGGUGCUGGUCGCUGGAGGACGUGGACAACGCAGGCCACGCUGGCUGCGCAUGGAGCCGAGGACCCGCGCGGAGGCGGGAUGCUCCAGGCCGGCGAGAUCGGCGAGGCGCCGGCAACCCCGAGCUGCUCUGAAAGUGGCGAGGAAAGGAAGAACGUCGAGCAGAAAAGUGACUUAAAUAUCGCAGCUCUUGUUGGAAAUGAACCAGUCGGUGAAGGUACAGAUAGUGGUGGUCUCUCUUCCUAUGUGUCUGCAUUUAUAGAGAAGGAAGUUGGAAAUGACCUUAAAUCUUUAAAGAAACUUGAUAAACUCAUAGAACAGAUGACAGAAAGCAAAAUGCAAUUGGAAGAACAGGUACUUACAAUUUCAUCAGAAAUCCCUAAAAGAAUUCAGAGUGGCUUAAAAAAUGCAGAAGAAUCAGAGCAAUUCCUCCAUCAGUUUCUGGAGCAAGAAAUUCAUCUCUCCAGUUCCAUUAACAGCCAUUUGCUGACCGCACAGCCCUGGAUGGAAGAUCUUGGCGCCAUGAUUAACCAGAUUGAAGAAAUUGAACGGCAUCUCGCUUACCUUAAAUGGAUUUCACAAAUUGAAGAGCUAAGCGAUAAUAUUCAGCAAUAUCUGAUGACCAAUAAUGUCCCAGAGGCAGCCUCCACUCUGGUGUCAAUGGCAGAACUGGACAUCAAGCUUCAGGAGUCAUCUUGUACUCAUCUUCUUGCUUUCAUGAGAGCCACUGUUAAAUUCUGGCAUAAAAUUCUCAAGGACAAGCUUACAAGUGAUUUUGAGGAGAUCUUAGCACAGCUUCACUGGCCAUUCAUCGCCCCCUCUCAGUCUCAGACUGUUGGCUUAAGUCGACCGGCCGGUUCCUCUGAGAUAUACAGUAACCUGGAGACAUUGUUUUGUCAGCUUCUGAAACUACAAACCUCAGAUGAAUUACUUACUGAGCCAAAACAGCUUCCAGAAAAGUACUCUCUUCCUGCAUCGCCUUCUGUCAUCCUGCCCAUCCAGAUUAUGCUGACUCCCCUUCAGAAGAGGUUCAGGUAUCACUUCAGAGGGAACCGGCAGACGAAUGUCAUAAGCAAGCCUGAAUGGUACUUGGCUCAGGUCCUUCUGUGGAUUGGGAACCACACUCAGUUUCUGGAUGAGAAGAUUCAGCCCAUCUUAGACAAAGUCGGCUCUGCGGUCAGUGCAAGGCUUGAAUUUUCCCGAGGCCUUGUGAUGCUGGUUCUUGAGAAGUUAGCUGCUGAUAUCCCUUGUCUGCUCUAUGAUGACAAUCUCUUCUGUCAUUUGGUGGAUGAGGUGCUCUUGUUCGAAAGGGAGCUCCACAGCGUUCAUGGCUAUCCUGGCACUUUUGCUAACUGUAUGCACAUUCUAUCAGAGGAGACCUGUUUUCAGAGAUGGUUGACUGUGGAGAGAAAAUUUGCUCUUCAAAAAAUGGACUCAAUGCUUUCAUCAGAAGCUGCCUGGAUAUCCCAGUAUAAGGACAUCACUGAUGUAGACGAGAUGAAAGUUCCAGACUGUGCAGAAACUUUCAUGAUGCUACUCUUGGUUAUAACUGACAGGUAUAAGAACCUUCCUACGGCUUCUCGAAAGCUGCAGUUCCUGGAGUUACAGAAAGACUUAGUAGAUGAUUUUAGGAUACGAUUAACGCAGGUGAUGAAAGAGGAGACAAGAGCGCCCCUCGGCUUCCGAUACUGUGCCAUCCUUAAUGCUGUGAACUAUAUCUCAACAGUCCUAGCAGACUGGGCUGACAAUGUCUUCUUUCUUCAGCUUCAGCAGGCGGCGUUGGAGGUCUUCGCGGAGAACAGCGCUCUCAGCAAACUGCAGCUGGGACAGCUGGCCGCCAUGGAGAGCUCCGUCUUUGAUGACAUGGUCAACCUGUUAGAGCGUCUGAAGCACGACAUGUUGACCCGCCAGGUAGACCAUGUUUUUAGAGAAGUUAAAGAUGCUGCAAAAUUGUAUAAAAAAGAAAGAUGGCUGUCCUUGCCGUCGCAGUCAGAGCAGGCAGUGAUGUCCCUGUCCAGCUCAGCCUGCCCGUUGCUGCUGACGCUGCGAGACCGGUUACUGCAGCUGGAGCAGCAGCUUUGCUUCUCCUUAUUUAAGAUUUUCUGGCAAAUGCUUGUAGAGAAGCUGGACAUACACAUCUACCAGGAGAUCAUUCUUGCCAAUCACUUCAAUGAAGGCGGGGCUGCUCAGCUGCAGUUUGACAUGACCCGGAACCUUUUCCCUUUGUUCUCCCACUAUUGCAAGAGACCGGAAAAUUAUUUUAAACAUGUGAAAGAAGCCUGCAUCGUGUUGAACUUGAACGUGGGAUCUGCCCUGCUCCUGAAAGAUGUCCUGCAGUCAGCUUCGGGGCAGCCUCCUGCCACAGCUGCGUUAAAUGAAGUUGGGAUUUACAAACUGGCCCAGCAAGAUGUGGAGAUUCUACUCAAUUUGAGGACAAACUGGCCAAACACUGGAAAAUAACGCAUCUUUUUUUUUUUUU